This is a messenger RNA of Penicilliopsis zonata CBS 506.65, 1184 nucleotides long. RefSeq lists its product as hypothetical. The record is from RefSeq and is a predicted model, not a curated record. The transcript is spliced from 3 exons. NCBI's taxonomy places the organism in Eukaryota, Fungi, Ascomycota, Eurotiomycetes, Eurotiales, Aspergillaceae. The coding region runs from base 255 to 881 and encodes 208 amino acids.
AAGGCGGAACACUUGCCGCAGUUUAGACCAACCGUGCAAUUCGUCGUUCGCAGCAGCGAGAAUGAGGAUGUCCUUAUGAAUUACCACCUCGCCCUUUAUAAGAUGCUUCUGAUGGCAGACUAGGGUGUUUAAGAUCUAGUACUAUAUCUUGCAGACUACAUGGUCGUGGCCAUUUCUUAGCAGCCUGCGAUCAACAGACAUAAGGAAAGCAACAAUCUAAAGCACAACCUCGGACACCUAUCCUGUUCGCCGCUAUGCGAAUCCGAUACCCUUUUGCGGGCGCAUUCGUCUUCCUCCUCUUCGUUGCGGCAUACAUCGGCCUCCUCCCGCACAGCACCUCGUCCUCGAUUCCAGCGCAGUUGCAGCCCAAUGACAAGUUCCUCCACCUCGUAACCUUCUUCCUCAUCUCGCUCACCUUCUACUGGAUUCCGGAUACGUCGCGCCGGCGCACGCUGCAACUGAGCCUGCUAGUCUGCACGCUCAUUCUUGGGAUCGGAUCAGAGAUCCUACAGGGCCUCCUCCCCAAUGACCGCUACUUUGAUCCGUUUGACCUCCUCGCCAACGUCGUGGGCAGUCUGGGCGCCAUCGGCCUGUGCAGCAUGUACCACCGCCGGAUGCUGGAGAGACGCCGCAAGUCCCGCUUCGGCUCCCUGAUGGACCCGAACGGCGACGAUGUCGAGCUGGGCCAUCCUGGCGACCGUGACGCGGGAGAUCUUGGCCCGCAGGAAAACGGCAUCAUGUCGCUGGAGCAAGAGGUUGAUAAUUGGGACGAGAACUCCCCUGACAACUGGGAUGAGCCGGAAGAUGGGCCGAGCGAUCCCCAUUCAAGUUCUCGGACCGAUGAUUUUGGGGAAACAGCGGGAAAGAAACGAAAUGACUGAUCAGCGCUGACUGCCUCGAUCGACCUUGUCUUUUCCAUUGUUUCUAUCCUUUUUGUUUCCUUCUAAUAAUGACGUCUCUUGACAUCUCUCUCUCUCUCUCCUGACUUGCAAUGCACGAUACGACUCACGGAUUUAUUUGUCUUAUGUUAAUUUGACCCUUCCCACCAAGUACAGGAUUAUAUCAGCCCUUGAUAAAAUUUCACAUCAAGCUUCCCUCGCUCUGACACUUUUGUACCCUUUCUCCCCCGUUCCAAUGUUAAUCCUGCCCUGUUCUUUGUCUUUAAUAUAAGGCAACCUCUGCUU